AUGCCAGCAGCUGUUGUUGUCCCAGGUGCUGAAGUCCAGUCAGGCACCCAGCAGGAUUCAGCCUGUUGCCAGGGUGAAGCGGCGCCCGCCUCUCCGCAGGAUGUAGAUGUGCAGCCCCCUCAUCCGGGUUCUAUCCCGGCGUGCCUCGCGCCGGGUUUGCUGGGGGGUACUCGGCGGUGCCACCAUGACUAUUCUCCCAAAAAGAAGCCGCCGCCUCCCGACGCCGACUCCGCCAACGAGCCGCCGCCGCCCGGGCCGCUGCCCCCGGCGCCGCGCCGCGGCGGGGGUGUGGGCGUGGGCGGCGGAGGCACGGGCGUGGGUGGCGGCGACCGUGACCGUGACACAGGGGUUGUGGGGGCCCGUCCUCGAGCCUCGCCCCCGCCUCCGGGCCCGCUACGGCCACCGGGAGCGCUUCACCGCUGGGCGCUGGCUGUGCCGCCCGGUGCUGUGGCUGGCCCCCGGCCCCAGCAGGCCUCUCCUCCACCGUGCGGGGGUCCUGGCGGUCCCGGAGGCGGUCCCGGCGACGCGUUGGGCGCUGCAGCGGCGGGCGUGGGCGCGGCGGGCGUGGUGGUGGGCGUGGGCGGUGCUGUGGGUGUGGGCAGUUGCUGCUCCGGGCCGGGCCACAGCAAGCGACGGCGUCAGGCCCCCGGGGUUGGUGCGGUUGGUGGGGGCAGUCCGGAGCGUGAGGAGGUCGGCGCAGGUUACAACAGUGAGGACGAGUACGAAGCGGCUGCAGCACGCAUCGAGGCCAUGGACCCUGCCACCGUGGAGCAGCAGGAGCACUGGUUUGAAAAGGCCCUGAGAGACAAGAAGGGCUUCAUCAUCAAGCAGAUGAAGGAGGACGGCGCCUGUCUCUUCCGGGCUGUAGCUGACCAGGUGUAUGGAGACCAGGACAUGCAUGAGGUUGUGCGAAAGCACUGCAUGGACUAUUUGAUGAAGAAUGCCGACUACUUCUCCAACUAUGUCACAGAGGACUUUACCACCUACAUCAACCGGAAGCGGAAAAACAACUGCCAUGGCAACCACAUUGAGAUGCAGGCCAUGGCAGAGAUGUACAACCGGCCCGUGGAGGUGUACCAGUACAGCACAGAACCCAUCAACACAUUCCAUGGGAUCCAUCAAAAUGAGGAUGAACCCAUCCGUGUCAGCUACCAUCGGAAUAUCCACUACAAUUCAGUGGUGAAUCCCAACAAGGCCACCAUUGGUGUAGGGCUGGGCUUGCCGUCUUUCAAACCAGGGUUUGCAGAGCAGUCCCUGAUGAAGAAUGCCAUAAAAACAUCAGAAGAGUCAUGGAUUGAACAGCAGAUGCUGGAAGACAAGAAGAGGGCCACAGACUGGGAGGCCACGAAUGAGGCCAUUGAGGAGCAGGUGGCUCGGGAAUCCUACCUGCAGUGGCUGAGGGAUCAGGAGAAACAGGCCCGCCAGGUCCGCGGUCCCAGCCAGCCCCGGAAAGCUAGCGCUACGUGCAGUUCUGCCACAGCAGCCGCCUCCAGUGGCCUGGAGGAGUGGACCAGCCGGUCCCCACGGCAGCGGAGUUCAGCCUCUUCACCAGAGCAUCCUGAGCUGCAUGCUGAGCUGGGCAUCAAGCCUCCUUCCCCAAGCACUGUUUUAGCUCUUGCCAAACCUCCUUCACCCUGUGCACCAGGUACGAGCAGCCAGUUCUCGGCAGGGGCCGACCGGGCUACUUCUCCGCUCGUGUCCCUCUACCCUGCUCUGGAGUGCCGGGCCCUCAUUCAGCAGAUGUCCCCAUCCGCCUUUGGUCUGAACGACUGGGAUGAUGAUGAGAUCCUAGCUUCGGUGCUGGCAGUGUCCCAACAGGAAUACCUAGACAGUAUGAAGAAAAACAAAGUGCACAGAGACCCACCCCCAGACAAGAGUUGAUGGAGACCCAGAGACUGGAGACCAUCUCCCAACCCCUACCACUCCUGCCCUCUGGGGCCGCCCCCCCUUUCUUUGGCUUUCUUCCUUCUUGCCUUCCUCCUUCUCCCCGCCUUCCCACAUCCCUCUGGCUGGCCCACCCCCAAGCUCCCUCUCAUCGCUGCCACCACCACCAUCACCUGUCUCUUCGCCAGCUGACGUGCCCUGUUGCCCCCCGCACAGCACCAUCCCUGCAUUCCACAGGGGACUCACUCGGGCAAGGGUGCCGAAGGUAGGCAAGAGGCACAUAGACAAACCAGCUGGCAGCCAGGCAGCCCCUGAGGAGAGACAUUCAGUCAGAGGAAAGUCUCCCUGUCCCCCUCCUUUCCAAGACCAGAAAAACUUGUUACCCCACCUUCACACUGAUGCCAGGGAGGUGGGAGGAAGAAGUGGGAAACCCCCCUUCCUAGUACCCCAAGAAUGUUUGAGCCUUCAAUGUUGAAUUUUUUCUUUAUUAAAAUAUACUUUUAUCUUAUAAAA
Molecule: messenger RNA, 2397 nt
Organism: Talpa occidentalis (Iberian mole)
Lineage: Eukaryota; Metazoa; Chordata; Mammalia; Eulipotyphla; Talpidae
Gene: OTUD5
Product: OTU deubiquitinase 5
Biological process (GO): protein deubiquitination
Molecular function (GO): K63-linked deubiquitinase activity; cysteine-type deubiquitinase activity
Source: RefSeq, a predicted model, not a curated record